CUGAAGUGCUGCAGCGGGAGUUUUUCGUGCGUAAACAGGAUAGGUUGUUCUCCAAAUUCUUAGGAGUUGUUCUACACUUUCAGACCGAGCAGUUUAUUUGGAGGUAGUGUCCUGGGUGGAGUUUUCUUUGCCUCCGCAAGAGUCCCUGCGGUGCACGGAUUACAAUGCAAAGGAUUUUGGAGGUUUGGGUCACCUUGGUGACAGUUUCUGCGAUGACCAAGGGGGUCUUUGGAGGAUACGGGCUCAGCAUGUUUGCGGCGCAGUCUUCCCCUCCAGACCCGUGCUAUGAUGAGAACGGGAACCCGCGGAGGUGCAUCCCCGACUUCGUCAACUCCGCGUUUGGCAAGGACGUGCGCGUAUCCAGCACCUGCGGCAACCCCGCCGCCAGGUACUGCGUGGUGACCGAGAAGGGAGAGGAGAGGACCAGGGACUGUCACACGUGCGACGCCGGGGACCCCAAGAAGUCCCAUCCACCUGCGUAUUUAACAGACCUCAACAACCCCCACAACCUCACCUGCUGGCAGUCUGAAAACUACGUGCAGUAUCCGCAGAACGUCACCCUCACCUUGUCGCUUGGGAAAAAGUUUGAGGUCACCUAUGUGAGCCUGCAGUUUUGCUCACCGAGACCUGAGUCGAUGGCGAUCUACAAAUCCAUGGACUACGGCAAGUCGUGGGUCCCCUUUCAAUAUUAUUCCACUCAAUGCAAGAAAAUGUACAACAGGCAGAAUAAAGCAGCAAUUACCAAGCAGAACGAGCAAGAAGCCAUCUGCACAGACUCCCACACGGACAUGCACCCUCUGACAGGUGGACUCAUCGCCUUCAGCACUCUGGACGGCAGACCGUCGGCGCACGACUUCGACAACUCCCCGGUGCUGCAGGACUGGGUGACGGCCACCGACAUCAAGGUGAUCUUCAGCCGGCUCCACACUUUCGGGGACGAGAAUGAGGACGACUCGGAGCUGGCCCGAGACUCCUACUUUUACGCCGUGUCCGACCUCCAGGUCGGUGGACGGUGCAAGUGCAACGGGCACGCUUCAAAAUGCGUCAAGGACAGAGAAGGGAAUCUGGUUUGUGAGUGCAAACACAACACCGCGGGACCGGAGUGCGACAGGUGCAAACCUUUCCACUAUGAUCGACCCUGGCAGCGCGCCACGGCCAGAGAAGCCAACGAGUGUGUCGCCUGCCACUGUAACCUGCACGCCCGCCGCUGCCGCUUCAACAUGGAGCUGUACAAGCUGUCGGGCCGCAGAAGCGGUGGCGUCUGCCUCAACUGCCGGCACAACACGGCGGGACGCCACUGCCACUACUGCAAGGAGGGUUACUACAGGGACAUGACCAAGUCCAUCUCUCACCGGAGAGCUUGCAAAGCAUGCGACUGCCAUCCAGUCGGAGCGGCAGGGAAGACGUGUAACCAGACGACGGGCCAAUGCCCCUGCAAGGACGGAGUGACAGGAAUCACCUGUAACCGCUGUGCCAAGGGCUACCAGCAGAGCCGCUCUCCCAUUGCCCCCUGCAUCAAGAUCCCGGUUGCAUCUCCAACAGCGACUUACAGCAGCUACGAGGAGCCGUCAGAUUGCGAGUCUCACUGUAAAGCAUCCAAGGGAAAGAUGAAGAUCACCAUGAAGAAGUACUGUAAAAAAGACUACGCUGUUCAAGUCCACGUUCUAAAAGGAGACAAGGCGGGCGAGUGGUGGAAGUUUACUGUCAACAUCAUUUCGGUCUACAAACAAGGUGAGCACCGCAUCCGCCGCGGGGACCAGCUGCUGUGGGUGCGCGCCAAGGACGUGGCCUGCAAAUGCCCAAAGAUCAAACCCGGGAGGAAGUACCUGCUGCUGGGUACAGACGACGAUUCCCCCGGGCAGAGCGGCGUGGUGGCGGACAAGGGAAGCCUGCUCAUCCCUUGGAAGGACCUGUGGGGCCGCCGGCUGAGGAAGUUCCAACAGCGUGACAAGCGGGGAAAGUGCUAAAAGUGGCUGGAGAGGAGAGCGAGAGAGAGAUUGAGUGGAGAUUCAUCUCCGCUGGGAUGAAUGCAAGGAGGAGGAGAGGAUGAAUGGAAAAAAAAUAAACUGGAAGAGUAUAAGAUAGAACGACACAGGUGAAAAGUAGGAGAGAUGGAGGAAUGACUGAGUGCUGCUGCUCUGAGGUGGAGCGAAGAGUUUAGUGUUUUUUAGGAACUUUUGUGAAGGAGCUCAUUCUACAGUUGUUCCGUCUCUGUUCGUCUUUCAAGGUCUGUUUUGUUGUGUAAUUGCAGAGUUUGCACCUAAUGUUACAGAUAUGUCACAUCCUGCCCAUUUUACCCAUGAUGCCGUUGUUUUUCAUAGUCCCUUGUGCAGUUGUUGUUAAGAGCAAUGCAUCUACUGUAUCACCGUUUUGUAUUUGAAGAGGAUCUAUUUCCACUGUGCCGUGUAGAGCAUUAUCUAGUUAAAUGAAGAGACACUGCAUGGCAUUGAGGGACUCCACUCAUGUAUGAUACGUUGCUCUUGUAACCUGCCAAACUUCGGAUAAACUUUUUCAACAGCUGAAAGUGGAGAAUUGUGAAAUUAUUCCUAACUGUGGAAAACGGAACAGGUGCCAUUUUGCCCGAGAGCUCCCCGCUCAUAUGUGAGUGUUACCUCAGUGAAACAACUCGUCUCGUGGGAACAAAAUGCCAUAAUGAUCCUCUGCUCGUUCUGUAUAAUGAUCACCUCUCGCAACACAAGCGAGUCUUCGCUAUUGAUAUAUCGACAGUAUGUUGUGGCUGUGACCUCUGCAAUGUACAGUAACCAUACGUGCAUACAUAGGCAUUAUUUUAGUAGGUGACGCCGUAGCAUCAACUAGAUGUAGAGUAGACAUACAUGUCAACCAUGCACUUAUUUUUACUAGUCGAAAGUUUUUGAACAUAUGAGAUAUGUUCACGUUUUUAGACUUGCAUCCAAAAAGAGCGAAAAACCCCACAUAAUGCAAAAAAGCUGUGUAGUUCAAGCCCCGCUCACCUCACUGAUGACUGUUGUGUGUGUGGACUGAUGCUUCUGGUUAACAGUGUUGUCACAGCUACUCACAAUUUAGUGUUUAUUUUCUAAUAAAGGAUUAAACGUAAGUUGGAUGUCCCAAACGUCUGCAAGUGAGAGAACCGAUGGAGCGAAACCCCCCUCACUUCUUUGACAAAAAAAAGAGAAUACCGACCUAUCAAGCAGUCCUCAGACCACUGACGUAAUGCAUGCUCACUAUUUACUGUAGCUGAUUGAUAGCUAACAACGAUUGUGAAUUAUGUACACAUUUAAUUUGUAUACAGUAUUCAGUGUUGUGGGAAAUAACCUGUGGAGUGAUGAAAUAUCACACAUGUUUAUUGUACAGUGCGUUCAGCACGCUGUGUCAAAUGUUCGUCACCUCUAAGUGACUUUUUGAGGAAUGGAUUCCAUUAUCAAGACAGGUACUCGACUAAAAGGCAUGAGCGAUUGUCUACAUGUUAUAUAGCUGUAUAGUAUUACUUUUUUUUGUUAUUAACUAGAGCUAUCAUCAUGUGAACUUAACCAGAGUUUUAAAUACUAGAGGCUUAAUAAAUGGAAAGACAAAUAAAUGAAUGUCAGAGCAACGUCUCAUGUUUACAUGAGCACCCAGAGGAUCGCACACUCUCUCCCACACUGAGAGCGAGGCUGUGACUCAGUUCACACGUGCACAAAGCCACACGCAGCACACACACACACACACACACACACACACACACACAAACACACACACACGCAUGCAGGAACCGCACCCAAAUACACGCAUGUUCACAAACACACACACAGAAAUAGGAGGGUACACCUCAGUACUCUGUGCAUCAUACUGUAUGUCUUUGAACACUACAACGCACUUCUACAGUCUCUGCCAACACAUCUGUACCAACACACCUGCAGGCAUUUGCAGAGAGGUACUCCCUACCAGACCUCUGCUCUCCAUAGUUAUUAUAUCUGCAUAAUUAUCUCUGCUCAUGUUUAUACAUUGGCUUGUAAAUGUUGUUUAGCAGUGUCCAUUGCAAAUGGUUGUGUAAUGUCUUGUAAUACUAAUAUAUUAUGUUUAUCACAAAUGAAUAUAUUUAAUGACACAUGAAACAAUGUGGCUUUUGUGGUUUUUAUUAUUGAUCUUUUAUUUUCUACUUUUUGCAUUGAAUUGUA
This is a messenger RNA of Chelmon rostratus (copperband butterflyfish), 4136 nucleotides long. Its product is annotated as netrin-1-like. The transcript has 7 exons. Gene Ontology annotation, molecular function: protein binding. Lineage: Eukaryota; Metazoa; Chordata; Actinopteri; Chaetodontiformes; Chaetodontidae. The record is from RefSeq and is a predicted model, not a curated record. Bases 165 to 1967 code for a protein of 600 amino acids.